UGCUAGAAAUGGAGCUUUCACUUAGCCAGUCACUCAGGCGAAUUUUUUGUCUUUCUCGUAUUUCAGAAAGUGUCUGCCCCGUCCAAUAUAUCCAUCCCAAAUCUGUAGGACGUUAACCUUGCUUUCAAACCUGCAACAGAAGUUCAUCUCCCCUAGAAAUCAGACAAAGAUUUUCACCUCUUGUAGAAGCGAGGUUAUUAUGCAUGGCUAUAAUUAACCUGCGCAUUCAUUUAAAGCCGGGAUCGUGCAUCUGCGUUUAUCUUGGUGCACUUUGGAAACAUGCGUCCCCAAACAGACUGACAACUGAACAAACUCGGGGUGGGCCCUUCUAAGGCUGUCGGACGGGGGCCGUUUGUCUGCAGCAGCCAGGCUGGGAGCUAGUAAAGCUAUUUUGAAAGUGACCCCCUCAGUAGGGAACGGGGCAGAGAGCAGAGAGCAGCUGUCCGGAAUCAUGACUGAAGAUGACGGAUACUGUUGUCGUGGAGGGACAAGCCAAGUACAGAGAUGGAAAAAAGUGGAAAAGUAGGUGGGUGGCUCUCCGGAAACCUUCUCCAGUAGCAGCAUAGGGGAUGAGUGGGAGAGGGGCCUCGCUCUUUGAAGUGGGCUAAGCCGCAGGACAGGUCCCGCUUGAGGUUUUAAUGAGGAGCUGCGCCCCCGGACCAUUCCGUCCUUUUGAAGUAGCCGGAUCCCCUCGAUAACCCCGCUGUCUGGCUGGCCGCCGCCACAACUGACAAAGCGAGGCUGCGCACGACUGCCUGGUGCUGCUGGUGUACAAAGACUGGUCAGAUAAAACCAAGGGUCACAGGGAGCGGAGCAGCGUGACGCUGGAGGACAUCUGCGGCCUGGAGCCGGGGUCGCCUUACGACGGCGUCAGCUACACGCUGGCCAUCGUCACCCUCAGCCAGGCCGUCAUGCUGGGCUUCGACAGCAAGGAGGCCCUGCUGGCCUGGGACACCCGCAUCCGCUACAGCCUGGGGGAAGUUCACAGGUUCGCCGUGGGCGUGCUGGCCGGUACCAGGCUGGAAAGCGGCCCCGCCACUCUGCACCUGUGUAACAACCUGCUGGUUCUGGCCCGGGACCUGCCCCCCGCCGUCGUCGGCCAGUGGAAGCUCUCGGACCUGCGGCGCUAUGGUGCCGUGCCCAACGGCUUCGUCUUCGAGGGUGGCACGCGCUGCGGUUACUGGGCUGGCGUCUUCUUCCUGUCCUGCCUGGAGGGCGAGCAGAUCAGCUUUCUGUUCGACUGCAUCGUCCGGGGCGUCUCGCCGACCCGCGGCCCGUUUGGGCUCAGGCCAGUCCUGCCAGACCCCAACGCAAGUCCAGCUUCCAUGGAGGAGCGUGUGAGGCAGGAGGCGCAGGAGCUGGAGAAGCGACUGAGCCUCCUCUCCCACUGCAGUCGCCAGAGCAGCGCAGUGUCCACCUGCAGCUACGGCGCGUCUGUGGCGAGUGAUGAGCGCAGCAUAUCCAGCUCCUCCUCAGAGACCAGCCACUCUGACACCAGCCUGGGAAGCCGCCUGACCCUGUGGGCGGAGCCGGGGCCCAGGGCAUCCGGUGCCGUGGAGCCCCUGGUCCAGGCCCAAGGCAGGGGCCCCCUGCAUACCGAAGAGGGCCUGGGUGCCGCCAUCACCACGGCAACACGAGUCCUGUCCAAGCCUACCCGCAGCCGGGGGCUGCAGGAAAUUGGCCGCCAGAGCUCGUCGGAUAGCGGCAUUGCCACCGGGAGCCACUCGUCGUAUUCCGGAAGCUUCUCGUCCUACACUGGAAGUCUGGACAUCGGCCAGGGAGAUGAGUUCGGCUCUCUGCUCAGCCUGCCUGAGCGGAAUGUCUGCACGUGCCCAGCCGCUGAAUACCAGGUCCCCAGUUCUCUCCGGCCUCUCUACGACACACCAAGGAACCUGCGCCAGUGUGCACCACCCAGGGACCAGCUGGCCCCCCUGGCCCCGGAUGCUGGGGGGGGGGGGGCAGAUCCGAGCGUGAGCAGGCGACCGGCCGUACAGUCCGGCCCAGAGCUGGGAGAGCUGGCUCAGGUUUCCAUGGACUCGGCGUUGAAGUUGCCGGCGCCACAGAAACAUGGACCGACUUUGGACUUGCGGGCCGGCGAGGUGGUGCCCCCUGCUGCCAGCCUCUUGGAAUCGCACGAGACAUUCAGCCUCCAGUCUGGGAUGGCAAGACCGCUCUUCGCUGCCUGUCCUGUCUGCGGCAAAACGAAGUGCAAUCAUUCAUUUAAUCUAAACUACAUUACCCAUGAGCAGUGCUACUCAGCAAUGAAAAAAUGUGGUAAGCAGGGAACAACUCUCCCGCAUUCAGGAGUCCUGGCCGUUCCAACCGGAUCAGACAAAAAGCCAAUGAAGAAGGAGGAUAAGGGCAAAGGAGGCGUGGCCUAUGAAGCUAUGGAAGGGCGGGGAGUGGAGAAGUCCUCCGAGGUUGACGACCGGAGCAGCUAUGAACUGAUGGGCAGCUGUGGUCAGCAGAGACUGUACGCUGACUCUGAAGGAGCAGUGUCUUCGAUGGGCUCCUCCACCAUGGCGAAGGCUCACAGGCAAACUUCUGAUCCCAAAGGAGGCUAUGAGCUGAUGGCCUCCACUAUCGAUGCACCCAGGAGGGGGGGCGUGAAUCCAGCAGAGUGUGGCAGCGCGUCGGCCGUCCUGGGGAACGUGGCGGCAGCGGCGCCGCCCGAAAGGCCGCGUGGGGGCGGGCCGACCUACGUCAACAUUCCCAUCAGCCCCGCGUCCAAGAAGCAGCUCCACUACAUGGAGCUGGAGCUGCAGGAGCCUGGCUCUGCGGUCCGAGGUAACGGCGCACACCUGCGCGGACGUAGAGGAGGCUCGACAAAGUACGCCCUGAUUGACAUCGCCGCCACGGAGACGGCCCACAAAGUGGGCUCCCAGCAUGCCCAGUGCAGAGAGGAGCGCCUGCAGGAGCUGGAGCAGAGGAAGAAGGGGGCGCCGCAGUGACCUGUCAAGCGGACUGAACCCGCGGCUCCAUUUCUGAGUUUUUUUUUUUUUCCCUCCCCGGCAGCAGAAGCACAUGCUCCCAGCGCGGAGUAACCAAAUCCAGACCCGACGUCUGAGAAAAUGACCAUCCACCCCCCCCACCCUGCCCAAUGCGGGAGCUGUCGCUGUUCGUUUGUAUUCCUCUUUCUUCCCUUCCACAUUCAGCCUCUUUCUGGACACGACGCACACAGACUCCCCUUCUCUUCCCCCCUCCUCACUGUCAUUUGGCCGCCCUCGGAGCUCUGUCAUCAGCCCCCUGGGAACUGGCUCGGCGCCAAGGGAGGAAAAACUCCCCUGAAACCUUUUUGUGAUUCGUUUUGGGGGAUUUUUUUGGGUCUGUUAUGCCACUUCCUGUCUUUAGUUACCUACGAUAUUGAGAUGGUGGUUACCCAUCAUAUGUGCUUCAUGGGUGGCAGCUUUCAAGCGAGUUUGUAGCCGGGCUGGACUGAGAUUCAAAAUUGGCUCUGAACUUUCAGGUCCCUUACAUUAAAUAUUGUUCACGGGGGGGCGGCAUAUGCCAUUGGUCUACCGGGAAAAAUAUCUAGCCAGCCCGGCCCUGGUUUGUAGCAUUGUACUUACCGACACUCCCUCCACGUCUUCACUUUGCAGCCGUCAUUUCCCAAACGUCCUGUGCCGUGUAGCGUAGCAUAGCAUAGCGUAGCGUGCAUGCGUGUGUCAAGACCAACCUUAUUCAGUGUUACGCUUCAGUGGUCCUCCUCAGCUCUGGAAUGGCUUGGUGCGAACACGGUCCGCCUGGCGCUCGAGUGACGUCCUCCUGCCGAGAGCUGGACGUCCCACCUUCCGGACGGACGCUAACAGCAGAACUGGCCGCUUCGGAAUUUCGUAGUUUCUGGUGCUAACUUCCAUCCUGCUACUAUCCUAAUGGCUGGUUCUUUGCUGUGGGGGAUGCAUAAAAAUAAGCUCCGGACAGCUUCAACCCCAAAUCUACCGUCUUAUCUUUACCGUUACGUAUAUUUCCCUUGCAGGAAAUGAAUAGGAGAGCAGUGUUUUGGACCUCAAUUAUGCAAAAAGAUUUUAGAGUGAUAAGAAUAAUCUUUCCUAAUUUUGUAGCAUUAUUUGAUCCUCUGGCCCUGGGGAGGAAGUUAUUCUUGGUAUAUGGAGUAUAUGUGCCCUACGGUGGUGUGUUGUAUGUUUAGGCAGGUAGAGUAAAGACGGAGUUCUGCUGGAGCUCCUGGCUUGCAUGCAGGUGAAGAUGCAGGAAGACGCUCUUCACUUUUCCAUUUCUCGCCUUCACCCCCAGCUGUUCCACACGACCUGUAAAUAUCCUCGCCGUGUAGGUAACACGCAUCUCAAAGUUGUACAUAUAAGGAUUUUAUGUAAAGUGAACGCUCUGGAAGGGAUCUUUUUCAAACGCAUAGAUUUUACUUUGUAUUUCUAAUAAAUUUAGGCACCUUACCGGUU
Molecule: messenger RNA, 4412 nt
Organism: Paramormyrops kingsleyae
Lineage: Eukaryota; Metazoa; Chordata; Actinopteri; Osteoglossiformes; Mormyridae
Gene: dok7b
Product: docking protein 7b
Biological process (GO): neuromuscular junction development; positive regulation of protein tyrosine kinase activity
Molecular function (GO): protein kinase binding
Source: RefSeq, a predicted model, not a curated record